ACCUCUCCCCUGACAAGCAGGCGGUGCUGAGGGAGGCGCACGCUGUCCUCAAGGACGGAGGGGAACUGUAUUUUAGUGACAUGUACACUGACACCAAGCAAACAGACGAGAUGAAAAAGGAUAAGGUCCUCUGGGGGGAGGGAAUCGGAGGAGCCUUGCUGUGGGACGAGCUGUACCAGCUGGCGGCAGAGAUCGGCUUCAGCUCUCCACGUCUUGUCACAGCAAAGCCCGUAGAUACCAGCCAGUUUAGUGACCGAAUAGAUUCAGCCAGGUAUGUAGCUGUGACGUACAGACUGUUCAAACUACCCGCACAAGGAGCAGGUGGACCUUGUCAUGUCUCCUACAAAGGUGAUAUUGCAGGUUGCCAGGAGCGGUUGAAACUUGACGACGUCACAGUGUUUGAGAAAAAUGAAGAAAAGGUGGUGGAUUCUGAGCUGGCGACCAUUUUGACAACUUCCCGUUUCAAACAGUCCUUCAAUAUUACCAACGCCCCGGAUGCAACUCCAGAAACGAAAGAUCCGAAGGUAAACCCGUUUAAGCUUCUUGACGAGCGGUGUGCCAAGCCCUGUGUGCAGGGAGCGUGCGCUCCAUAACGUCCUCGUCACAACGAUCAUCUGUCCGAUGAGCGAAACUACUACACCACUGACUUUUCCUCCUUGCUGGGGUUUUUCCUCCCUUUUGUAACGUGGCUGCCUUAGCAACUUCGGAUUGUUUUUCAAUUUUUUUGUGGUGUGAACGUAUAGCAUUUGCUGUAAAGUAAAAUGACCACUGAAAUCACCAAAGGAAAUGUUACGGUUUUUUUCCCUCUUAAAAUUUGCGACUUUGGAUCCACGUUAGCUUUUGUUGUCAAGUAAAACUUUCCUGGAGGGUAUCAGGAAAAUGUGAAGGUUUUUUCCCCGUUCAGUUUAAAUUUGCGACUGC
Molecule: messenger RNA, 921 nt
Organism: Pomacea canaliculata
Lineage: Eukaryota; Metazoa; Mollusca; Gastropoda; Architaenioglossa; Ampullariidae
Product: arsenite methyltransferase-like
Exons: 6
Coding region: 81-593 (170 amino acids)
Source: RefSeq, a predicted model, not a curated record